UUUCACAACGUUAUACGUCUACUUUUGAUAGAACAAAUGUCGGUCCGGUACGCCUGCUCGCAUCUCGAUACGCCUGCACCGCCGCUCCCCCCAUCGUACCCAUCAAGCGGUCCAUCUUUCUUUCCGAUCGAACAGCUUUAUUUCUGUGAAGAAUGUGAUGCUCUUCGGUGUGAUCUCUGUGUCGGGGUAGAGGUCGCCAGUUACUUUUGUCCAAACUGUCUCUUUGACGUCCCGGGCGCAAACGUAAGGGGAGAUAGGAACAGAUGCGCGAGAUCAUGUUUCUCCUGCCCUCAAUGCUCAUCGAGUUUAUCGAUCCAAGCGUCCGAUUUUGCGCGGGACGACGUCUCUGGGGACGGAGCACCGCCCGGACCUCUGUACCUCCUCGUUUGUCCUGGAUGUAGGUGGUCGAGUAAGCAGAUAGGUUGGGAGUUUGAAAAGCCCACGGGAAUUGCUCUGCAAGUACAAAAGCGAUGGACACAGCCUGAACGAAUACAGGCAGAGUUUGAUCAUAUCAAAGAUCAUCUCGAGUCGUACAUGACUUGUUCUUCAUCUACACCCACUACACCACAUCAUCGGCCGAGGGCGCCUUCACGCCACAUUUCGCAUCUCACGCAGAUGGCGGCCAAGGCGUUGAACCGGCCUGUUCAUGGAUUUGCUGUACGUAAAAGGCCCCUGCAAGCGCCGGGAGGGGAGAAAGUGGGUUGGGAUGAGCUGGAAGCGUACGAGUCAAAGGCAAGCUGGCGAGAGCUGGGGUUGGAAAAGGGGAUGGGAGACGUUGAGGCGGUCAGGUCGUUGGAAGAAGCGGGGUGGGAAGGGAUGGCCGCGGUGGAUAGGCGGUGGGGUACGAGCUGGGAAUGUGAUCGGAUGUCCAAAUCGGUUUUACCGCAGAGAAUCCCGCUAAGGACGAAACUCACUAAACGGUGUCCCGAGCCUAGCUGUCGUCAUUUACUUGUCCAGCCGGAUACGAAAAGCGUGCGUAUGAAGAUCAAGAUGGUAGCGCUCAACUACCUUCCCAUCCUGGAGGUGGGUCGGCGGCGGCGGCGGGUGGUGGUGGUGCCCGGUGGGGAUACGGACGAACGGCCGGGUGUUGAAGCGCAUGCGCAUGACGCUGAGCGGGAGGAGAAGAGACGAGAACGACGUCGGACGCGACCUGCUUUAUCGGGCAUCUCAUGGUCCGGGGGCGAAAAGGGUGAAGAAGAGGACGAGGCUGGCGACAGGCCGCUUGUUGCAGGCGAGACGUACACCUUUCAGCUCGCGCUUACCAACCCGCUAUACGAUCCUAUCCAAAUCCGGCUGACUCGGCCUCCCCUGCCUAAACAUGCACCGCCGGAAAAGUGCGAGGUGAGGAUCGCGACGCCGCAUUUUACGUGUAAUGCCUCGAAAGAUGCGUGGGCGUAUGAUGAUGAGGAGGAUGGGGAUGGAAGUGAGGAUGCGGCCGGGACAGGGACGAUGCGGAAAGGAGGACGAUUGGGUGUGCUCGCAGGCGGCAGCUUGCGCGAUAAACGGCGGGAAGCGGGGGUCGAGAAAAGGGGGAAUGUGUCAAAGGUGCCUAUCGAGGUGGAGAUUUCUGAACAAGCACGGGGGGAUGUCGAGUUUGAUUUGGAAGUGCGGUUUACGUAUCGCGUCGAGGGCGAGGGGACGGGGGAGAAGGGGAGGGAAGAGUACAAGCAUUUCACAUUUUGGGCGAGGGUUCAUCUCGGGGAGGUGUAGGUGGAUUGUAUGUAGGUAUGGAUUGUGUUGUAUAUAUGGCUUGAAGCAUAAAGACUGCCUCCACCUCCACCUGCCGCGUCGAUAC
Molecule: messenger RNA, 1795 nt
Organism: Cryptococcus deneoformans JEC21
Lineage: Eukaryota; Fungi; Basidiomycota; Tremellomycetes; Tremellales; Cryptococcaceae
Exons: 4
Coding region: 37-1710 (557 amino acids)
Cellular component (GO): dynactin complex
Source: RefSeq, a predicted model, not a curated record